This is a messenger RNA of Cicer arietinum (chickpea), 1452 nucleotides long. RefSeq names its product WAT1-related protein At2g37460-like. Gene Ontology annotation, molecular function: transmembrane transporter activity. NCBI's taxonomy places the organism in Eukaryota, Viridiplantae, Streptophyta, Magnoliopsida, Fabales, Fabaceae. The record is from RefSeq and is a predicted model, not a curated record. Gene Ontology annotation, cellular component: membrane.
AUUUAAACACAAGGCUUCAUUGUGCUAUUUCAUACUUGUGGCUCAAGAAAGAGGUAAUUACGUUUUGAGCUGAAAAAAAAAACACAAGAUGGAAUGUUGUGACCAAAAAAGGUUUGACAAAUUGAAACCUUUCAUAGCUGUAGUGUUCUUGCAAUUUGGUUAUGCUGGUAUGGAUGUCCUAUCGAAAGCUGCACUUAACAAAGGAAUGAGCAAUUAUGUACUCGUCGUUUAUCGCCACGCUGUUGCCUUCAUUGUCAUUGCGCCUUUUGCGCUGAUCUUGGAAAAGAAAGUAAGGCCAAAGAUGACAUUUUCAAUCUUUAUGAAGCUAGUGACUCUGGCUGUUUUAGAGCCAGUUAUUGAUCAGAAUUUGUAUUUUUUGGGAAUGAAGUAUACAACAGCAACUUUUGCAGUUGCUAUGAUCAAUGUCCUUCCUGCCAUUACCUUUGUCAUGGCUUGUAUUCUCAAACUUGAGAAGAUAAAAAUGAAAAGCACACAUAGUCAAGCAAAGGUGGUUGGGACAUUAGCCACUGUUUUAGGUGCCAUGGUUAUGACAUUGUUAAAAGGCCCAAUACUUAAUGUUUUUGGGAUACAUGGAAGUAGCACCCAAAUCCAACAUAAUGCUGGUGCAAAUCUUCAACAUCCAAUAAAGGGAUCAAUUAUGAUCACAAUUGGCUGUUUUAGUUGUGCUUGCUUCAUGAUUCUCCAAGCUAUUACUCUUGAAACCUAUCCUGCUGAGCUAUCUCUUACAGCAUGGAUAUGUCUAUUAGGAACAGUUGAAGGUGGCAUAGUAGCUUUGAUUAUGGAAAGAGGUGAACCUUCGGUUUGGUCUUUGAAUUGGGAUACAAAAUUGUUGGCUGCGGUUUAUAGUGGUAUAGUUUGUUCAGGAAUGGCCUAUUACAUUCAAGGAGCAUUGAUGAGAUAUAGAGGUCCAGUUUUUGUUACAACUUUCAAUCCCCUUUGCAUGGUCAUCGUAGCUAUCAUGGGUUCCUUCUUUUUGGCUGAGAAAAUUUACCUUGGAAGGGUGAUUGGUGCUGUUGUAAUUAUUUUUGGACUGUAUUUAGUGGUAUGGGGUAAAAGUAAAGAUUAUGACUCACCAAGUCCAAUUAUAAAAGAUGAUAUAUUAUCAUCUAAGCAAACUGCAGAGAGCAACGACAAAGAGGUGCAUCCUAAUCAUGAGGUCAUUACUAGCAUUAACUUUGGUGCAGGAAACAACAUUGCUCGAGAUGAACAAGUUUGAGGAAUAAAAUUUUUUCCAGUUUGAUUCAAUUAGCUAGCUGUCCAAAUGCCUAUUUAACAACUACAACAACUAUAUAUAUAGGUUUUGGAUUAUGAAUGUAAUAGUCAAUGUUUUUGAUGUAACAGUUUGGUUUGUCAAUUAGACAACAAAAUUGCUAAUGACUAAUCAAAAAGGUUGGAGAUAUAUUCCAAUUAAUCAAAUGCCACCUUCAUUCA